This is a messenger RNA of Kockovaella imperatae, 1383 nucleotides long. RefSeq lists its product as hypothetical. NCBI's taxonomy places the organism in Eukaryota, Fungi, Basidiomycota, Tremellomycetes, Tremellales, Cuniculitremaceae. The coding region runs from base 416 to 1336 and encodes 306 amino acids. Gene Ontology annotation, molecular function: guanosine-3',5'-bis(diphosphate) 3'-diphosphatase activity. The record is from RefSeq and is a predicted model, not a curated record. The transcript has 8 exons.
GGAUGAUGCAGAGCUAUCGAUAGCGAGCCAUCCCAAUGUCACAUCCCAUGCAUAGACAGCUCAUGAAGCAUGGGCACCAUGAGGGGCAGACACCACCGUCACGUGACGAUCCAUGACUUUGCUUACGUUAUCUGACGCGGAUCUCGAUCAAGUUUCAGCAAAGCUUUUGAACGCUGGAAUCAGACCGCGGAUAGACGGGGGACCUCGAGAUCGGACGUGGUAUUGAAGACGCUGGAGGACAGAUUGCAUAGAAGCGGGGAGGAGCUCGCAUCUCUCUCAACAUUGAAAAGGGGGCGGGGUCAUCGCCUCGAUCUUCGAUCCGGUCACGGCCCUUUGAGCCACCCGUUCGUUGAGCAGCCAACGACCCGGGCUAAAUAGAUAGAUCGUGAGGAGAAGUACGUCUCAGCACACGACCAUGUCCUCUACUAUCCCCCCAUCCCUUCGAUCGGAAUUUUCUCAAAGACCUCACUCGCCCCAUCGAUUCCCAUCCAAUCGGCCGUCUUCCGCUGUUGAUCUGACGGAGCUGCCCAAUACACCCCCCGUUCAAGAUCAUCAGCACUUGGCCCCGUCACCUCCUCUUUCCAGGGUCUCGAGCCGAUCACACGAUGCGCCCAAUCACCACUAUCACCCUUAUACCACUAGUCCGGGGCUUGAAGAAGAUGGGGUCAUGUGUUUCGGUGACAUGGCUUUGUUGUUGAAGACGAUAGAUUUCGCGGCGAUGAAACAUUCCAGUCAGAGGAGGAAAGAUGUCGAUCAGACGCCAUAUAUCAAUCAUCCCAUUGCAUGUGCGAAUUUUCUCGCUUCAACAGGCAUCACGGACAUCCGCGUGCUUCAGGCGGCGGUCCUUCACGACACAGUGGAGGAUACCAAUACGACCAUACCUGAGAUCGCCGAGGUGUUUGGGAUCGACGUAGCGACCAUUGUCGAGGAAUGUACCGACAACACCGCUCUCUCGGGCCAAGAACGCAAAGCCGAGCAGGUCAGGACAGCAGGGUCAAAGUCGAAAGAAGCGCAGCAGGUCAAGCUGGCAGACAAAUUGCACAAUCUCGAGAGUAUUCGACGGAGUCCACCAGAUGGUUGGACAGCCAGAAGGGUUCAGAACUAUUUCAUCUGGGCAAAGGAGGUCACCGAUGCUUGUGCCGAGGCUCAUCCGCCGUUGGCUGAUCGCCUCGAGCGAUUGUACAAGACGGCAUAUACCAAAGUGAAUGGGAAAUACUAUCCGUGUCAUCCACAGAUCUGCGGGCCUAUGACCGAGGACGAGAAACAUCGCAUCGACAGUCGAUGGACAUGUCUCAAGCCGGGCGAGAAGCCUUCUCCGAAGCCCAUCUUUUUCUAGACACCUUCAAAUCACUGUAGCAUAGGAGUGCAUAUGAUAAACAUAUU